CACAGUGUCAGCGGCUGAUGUUCCAGACGGACUCUUCACGCAGACGGACCGGAGGCGCUGCGCUUGAAAAAUAAACCGCCAGCAGCAAAUCCAGGAAACUCUUAGAAAGUUAAAAAACAAAACAAAACAUCUGAAAAUGAAGUUUCGAGCCAAAAUCAUCGACAUCGGCUGCCUGAACCACCUCACCCGCGUGGUGACGACCAUCUCCAAGCUGACGAAGACGUGCGUCCUGCGUCUGACUGCAGACAACCUGUUCUUCGUUCUGUCUGGGAAAGUGGCCAACGGAGGAGUCAGCAUGUGGUGUGAGCUGUCCCAGGUCAACUUCUUCGACGAGUACCAGAUGGAGGGCGUGUCCUCGGAGGCCAACGAGAUCUGCCUGGAGGUGACGGCGGAGAAUCUGUCCAGGGCUCUGAAGACCGUGCAGAACUCCAAGGUCGUCAAGGUCAAACUGACCAAGAAACACUGUCCCUGCCUCACGGUGGCCGCCGAGCUGCCGACUCUGUCCAGCGUCAGCCGAGUGGUGACUCACGACGUUCCGGUCGAUGUUAUUCCCAGAAGACUGUGGCACGAGUUCAAAGAGCCCAGCAUGCCGGACUUUGAUGUCAGUAUUUACCUGCCUCCUCUGAAAACCAUGAAGAAUGUCGUGGACAGGAUGAAGAACCUCUCCAACUUCCUGGUAAUAGAAGCCAACCUGAAUGGAGAGAUGAACCUGAAGAUUGAGACAGACCUGGUGUCUGUCACCACUCACUUCAGAGACCUGGGCAACCCUCCCUGGGGUGGUGAGGGGUCCCAGGACGGGGGUCGGUCUCAGGGCAGGGACCCGGACUCGAUGGCCCACGCCAGAGUGGACAUCAGGAAGCUGCAGCAGUUCCUCACAGGGCAGCAGGUCAACCCCAGCAAGGCCAUGUGCAAUAUCGUCCACAAGAGGAUCGUCCACCUGAUUCUGCUGCAUGAAGACGCCUCGCUGCAGUACUUCAUCCCCGCCGUGGCCUAGACGCUCCACAGUCCUCAGCAACAAGUUUCCCCAACAGUCGGCUCGGGGGCACAAAACACGCCGCCAGCCUGUUUCUGGUGGUCGCCCUCAUGACAAGAGGUUUCCUGUUGAUCUGGGAUACCGUUCAGACUGGGUAUCUACCUACCUGGAUAUCUUGGGUGGACAGACACACCUGGUGUUAUCAUGCGUCCCCUGUAGCUUCGUCUUUCCCCUCUUUCCCUCCUCUGAUCCCUCUCUUUUUUUAUUACUUUCCCCUGAGAUGCAUGUUAAAACUGAGGUGUGAACAGGCUCUGGGAGUCUCUGCACUGCCCCUAAUGACUGUGUAUACGUACUGUACAUCCAGUGGCUCAGUGCUGCUGCUGGAUGCUGAGUCCUGGGAUUCACUUUGGACCAGGUGUACUGUGAAUUUCAAAGCAAGUUUGAAGUAGUUUCAGGUAUUGACUGCAGGUAUUUAUACCCAGAAGAACAGAGGACUUUCAAUUAAGGCUGCAACUAAUGUUUAUUUCCAUUGCCAACUGAAUCUGGCCAUUUUUUGAGUAAUCAGUAAAAUAGCUGCUCUGUAAAGUGUGAAAAAUAAAGCCAAAGUCUCGUGUUAAAUGA
This is a messenger RNA of Myripristis murdjan (pinecone soldierfish), 1594 nucleotides long. It is a transcript of the gene hus1, whose product is annotated as HUS1 checkpoint clamp component. Gene Ontology annotation, biological process: nucleotide-excision repair; mitotic DNA replication checkpoint signaling; double-strand break repair via homologous recombination. The coding region runs from base 137 to 994 and encodes 285 amino acids. The record is from RefSeq and is a predicted model, not a curated record. NCBI's taxonomy places the organism in Eukaryota, Metazoa, Chordata, Actinopteri, Holocentriformes, Holocentridae. The transcript has 8 exons. Gene Ontology annotation, cellular component: nucleolus; site of double-strand break; checkpoint clamp complex.